This is a messenger RNA of Hydatigera taeniaeformis, 1680 nucleotides long. The record is from the annotation of a GenBank genome assembly. Lineage: Eukaryota; Metazoa; Platyhelminthes; Cestoda; Cyclophyllidea; Taeniidae.
AUGCACUCGUCUUUCUCUAGGACGUUGCACGAGAUUCGAAGUGGCGAUGGGUCGCUGGUUAACGCCUUGAGCAAUUCUAGAAACAUGAAGAUAAAUGCUGCUCCCUUUCUUCUGGAGACAAGUCUCCCAAAUUUACCGAACCAAACCUACGAUAAUAGCCUCCUUCCCUCGGUGUUUUAUCGUCGCCCUUCGAAUUUGGACUGUGAUGGUGAUAGGUGCGUAGGUCACCUUCCUCUAAGAAUUCUUAGGUUCAUCCCCAACCGGCGGGCCAUGGACAUGGACCGUGCGCAAUUUUAUUUAACUCAAGCUAUUGCGGUGUCGGACCCUUCCUCUCUACCUAAGCCGGGUGAUCGUAUACUAGAAUUUUCUCGCAAACGCCCAUCUGUUCCUGGUCAGGAGUCUGCUGUACAUGAAAUAAGCAAACCAAAAAAAUCUGUGCGCUAUAUACCCAAGGUGAGUUUUCUUUUCAUUGGGCUUUUCGGACCCAAGUACAUUAAAUUAGUCGGUAUCGCUAGUAAAUGUAUUGCUAGGUUCAACCGUACCGUUUUCUCUAUUAUCUCUAAAUUUCAGCGUCCAGAACACGUCUUAGAUGCCCCAGAUCUCCUUAACGACUAUUAUUUGAACCUUAUCGACUGGUCUAAACAGAACAGCAUCGCGAUUGCGCUUGACAGAGACGUGUAUUUGUAUAACGCUUGUGGUGGUGGCGUUCGAUUGAUCAUGUCCGCUGGACUUAACGAGGAGUAUAUCACUAGUGUGAAGUUCUCCCCUCACGAUGGCAAUGUCCUUGCCGUGGGCACGAGUAUGGGUCGCUUACAACUGUGGGACGUGGAGCAUACUGCACUUCAGCGCACAAUGCUCGGAGAUGAGGGUGACCCGGCCCGAAUUCCGGCCCUCGCGUGGCGGGACCACGUAGUCACAUCAGGCUCUCGUACGGGAGAAAUCAGGCAUCAUGAUAUCCGCAUAGCACAGCACCUAAUCGGCUAUUCUGAUGAACAUACUCAAGAGGUGUGUGGUCUGCAGUGGUCACCAGACGAUCGCUUCUUGGCCUCGGGCGGGAAUGACAAUGUGGUUUGCAUUUACUCUGCUGAUGAGGCUUUUAAACUCUCGGGAGGCCGUCCAAAUCAUGUUUUGAAUGAGCAUGUAGCUGCUGUCAAGGCUGUUGCCUGGUGCCCUUGGAAACCGACUCUUCUUGCAACCGGCGGUGGCACUAGGGAUCACCAUCUUCGGUUUUGGAAUGUGUACUCAGGGGCUUGUCUGCGUGCUGUCGAUGUGCAAAGUCAGGUCUCUGGAAUCGUCUGGAGUGAGGAGUUUCGUGAAUUGAUAACUGGUCAUGGAAGCGGUAGCCUUUGCAUUUGGAAGUAUCCAAAUAUUCAAAAGGUUAAGGAAUUCACUGGUAAGUUUAACUGUGCCAAGACUGGCAUUGCUAGCUACUUGUUUGCAUCGUUAAUUGUCGAAUGCAAGUGGCAGAGCCAGCCAUUGUCAAGAUUGACAUCAUUGUUUUCAGAUCAUCAAGAUAGAGUCCUUUCCAUCGUUGCCUCACCUGAUAAGGAAAUGGUAGCAAGCUGCUCGGGCGAUGAAACGCUUCGUAUUUGGCACUGCUUUAAAGUGGACAAAGCAAAGAAGCGCCUGGAGGAGCAAAAAAAUGCGUCAAUUUUUGCCUUUCCACGGCCUAUGCGUUGA